This is a messenger RNA of Hemicordylus capensis (graceful crag lizard), 1495 nucleotides long. It is a transcript of the gene GUCA2A, whose product is annotated as guanylate cyclase activator 2A. Gene Ontology annotation, cellular component: extracellular region. The record is from RefSeq and is a predicted model, not a curated record. Bases 601 to 966 code for a protein of 121 amino acids. Lineage: Eukaryota; Metazoa; Chordata; Lepidosauria; Squamata; Cordylidae. The transcript has 5 exons. Gene Ontology annotation, molecular function: guanylate cyclase activator activity.
GCCGUGCUGUGGCAGAUAUCCAAAGACUGGGCAGGUUUCUCGUGACAUGCCCGGCGUCUCCUGGACAGGAAUCAGGAGAUCCACGCAGCAUGAGCACUCCAGAUUUCUAGUCGUAAGGACGGGGAAAUGUUUCAGAGAUAUCAGAAUCCUCACUGGGACAAACUUCUCAGCAACCAAACAUAAAGGAUAUGGGACAGAAUGCAACAGACCUUUCCCUGGUUUUGCCUUAGGAUACAACUCAGUAACAUCACCCAUCACAGUACUACACUGAGCGAUUUGUCCCGGGCUGUCAGCUACGCAGCUGCUGGCAUGCAUAAAUGAUGACACUUUAAAAGCAAACAGAGAGUAAUUGGAGAGAGGUGAUUCCAGCUGAAAUCACACACCCCACACCCAAGACUGAGGGAAUCACAUAGCCAAAGCCCAUCCCUAAACGUAUGGCUCACUGAACUGCCACUGAAAGGGUGGAGGAGAGACGACAGGAGCCAUGGUCAGAAAUCGACAGUGUCGAACACGAAGCGGAGAGAAAUGCCGAAUCAUCCACCUUGCUCCUAUUCUGGCUGGCCUUGUUCAGUGUGAUCAGCAGGUUCCAUCCCAAGCCACAUGAAGGCAUCAAAAAUUAAUCUAACACUGAGCCUGGGUUUGUUAGCCACGCCAGGGGUCAGCUCCCCUGUGAGCUUCCUCGAGUCGGGCUUUAUGGCGGUCACAGCUUCUGUGGUGGAGGAUUUCUCAUUCCCCUGGGAAUCAGUGAGGAAACUGAAGGAAUUCCAGGACACGAUGCCCAUCAGGAAUCCACGCCUGCGUAGCAGCCGUCGGACCCCUGAGUGUGCUACCCACGGUCUGCCUGAAGAGUUCAUUCCUGUCUGCAAAAGCCCCAAGGCUGCCAACAUAUUCGAAAGAUUAGCCUCCAUUGCCGCAGAGCAACGGGUCUGCGAGAUCUGUGCCAACGUUGCCUGCUCUGGGUGCUAAUGAAUGAGACGCCGCCAUUUCUGCUGGCUUCGGAGGGGAUUCCAACUGGCCACUUCUUCUGUUCAUGCUGCCGAUCUUGCAUCCAAACUGAUGGAGGACGCCUCUGCUUGCUUGAAAAGAUGGAAGAGCCUUGGCAUCUCCGUUCCUUCUGUUCAUCUUUGGCUCCAGGCUCCUUCCCCCCCCACACCCCCGGCCACCUCCAGAUAUCUGCCUUAAAACUGUUAUGGACAUGAUUCACAUUCUACAAAGAAGGGGAGGGAAAGAAAAUCAUGCAUUAAAAUGUUGCUGGGAAUGAACCGGGAAUUCUGGAAAGGAAAAGGAUUCACCCAUGCAGGGAAUUCCCUCCUCCCUACCUCUCUGCCAUGCUUACUCAGUGCUCCUCUAUGGGACAAAGUUGUUUUUAAUCUUCCUCUGGGUUGGUUGGUUUGUUUUAAAUGAAAAGCAACCCAGGAGAAUCCAAUCAGGAGUUCCAGAAACAUGGCAGGGAGGAAAGUCUUAACCCUUUUCCCUCAGGCAUCGUUCUCCUCAA